CAGGAGCCCGACUGAAGGACAAAGAAGAGGAGGAAGCAGCACGUGGGGGUCGCUCGGAUUUGUCCUUCCCAAAGCUUGGGCGGAUGGAGGAGGAGGCUGCAAGGAAGAUGCCUCGGGCCCCCCAGGAAGGUGAGGAGGAAGUCAGUGCCCCUUUGGCCCUGUCUUGUGGUGCAUCUGUUGAGCAGCCUCCCAGCAGGGAGAAGCCCUUCAGGUGCUUGGAAUGUGGGAAGAGCUUCAGGGAGAGCUCCAAGCUCAUCACUCACCAGCACAUCCACACUGGGGCACGGCCCUACAUGUGUAGGGAAUGUGGGAAGAGCUUCAGGAACAGCUCCAACCUCCACGCCCACCAGCUCAUCCACACUGGGGAACGGCCAUACAUGUGUAGGGAAUGUAGGAAGAGCUUCAGGCAGAGCUCCCACCUGAUCCAACACCAGCACAUCCACACUGGGGAACGACCCUACACGUGUAGGGAAUGUGGGAAGAGCUUCAUGCAGAGCUCCCACCUGAUCCGACACCAGCUCAUCCACACUGGGGAACGGCCCUACAAGUGUGAGAAAUGUGGGAAGAGCUUCAGUGACAGCUCCAACCUCCGCACCCAUCAGCGCAUCCACACUGGGGAACGGCCCUACAAGGGCUUGGAAUGUGGGAAGAGGUUUAGGACCAGCUCACAUCUCCUCCUGCAUGAGCAGACACACACAGGGGAGAGGCCCUUCCGCUGCACCGACUGCGGGAAGGGCUUCAACCAGAACUCCACCCCUGUCACCCACCAGUGCAUCCACACCGGGGAGAGGCCCUAAAAGUGUGGGAGUGUGGGAUGAGCUUCACUCACAGCUCUGCCUUGACCAAACACCAACGGACCCACCCUAUGAGUGCCCUGAAUGCGGGAAGAGCUUUGGCCGCUGCUCCCACCCUGAAUGACCCCCCUGAUGGUGAGGCCAGUGACUGUCAGUCCAUCCCUUUCUACCAGAAAGAGCCAGUCCCCUUUCCCAGGGGCAGGUUGUGCUAACAGAACCCUUCUUGGGGGUGUGUGGAGAUUCCUGCCUUGGCUGGGGACCCCCUAAAUUCACUACUGGAGGUUGAGAGCAGAGAUCUCCCCAGGAGCGUUGAUCUGGGCGAGUUCCAUCCAUGUCUAAUUCAUAAUUCUUGCUUUGGUGCCAGCUUGAGUAGAAUUGCUUCAACAAUUGCUUUAGGGUAGAGCGCUGUCCUAUCUUACCCUGUACUAAUGGUAGUUACUAAUGGUAGUUUUAGUAUUUCUAUUAUGUGGUAAAAAAUUCUGAUGAAGGUGUUUUGUCUGAUUGUUUGUAACCCUAAAUAAUUCAUUUCUAUCAAUAGAUCUGAUUUGCCAUCAUUAAAACUUGGGGGACAAAAGUGGUUCAGUCCCACGUCUGUAAUUUCUUUGAACUGAAAGUGUUGGCAUAACCCAAGGCUGAGAUUGGAUCCAGCAACCCCCACACCACACAGUAAGUUGGGAGCUCAGGGGGGCCACCCCUCUUCCCAACUCUUCUGUGCCCAAAGACCCCCAUGGGACCAUCAGACCCACCAGACCACCCCCCUUUUCCACCCUUAUCUCUGUUUCUCCCAAUUUUCCGUGGUCUCCUGUUACAAUCUACUUAAAUAUUGCAGAAAGAACUUCAGACUCGAAUAUUCCCUUGAGCAAAAGUAAGACACAGACAAGUUAUGUGUUGAUACCAAAAUCCUGAUUUUAUUAAUUGCUAAGAGAUGCAGAGACAAAGGAAAAAAUAAAAGAACUUAUAAAAUAGUUAUGAUUACUUCUAGAAGCAGAGAAAAGGUACCACCGUGCUACCUUUCCCCUGAGCUGGUGUGUGUGUGGGCAAGUACUAGUUUUCUGCCCUUUUUUGUCUCUGUCUGACAGAGAAUGUUUGAUAGGAAGAUUUUGAUGGGGAGAAACAAUAGAGAAACAUAAUCUUUGGCAUUCAUAAAUUAUCUGUUUGCUACAGAUGGUUUCCGUGGUAACCGAUGUAACAAUGGGAAUGCAUCAUGGUUACCAUGGUAACCCACCCUGGAGAUGAACAUGUAUAAUGCUUGCCAUGGUAACUAACCAUAACAAUGAGAUUUCAGAAUGGUUGCCAUGGUAACCAAGGUAACAAUAAGACAGCACAAUGGUUGCCAUGGUAACCGACUGUAACAAUGAGAAUGCAUAAUGGUUGCCAUGGUGUAAGGUGGUAUUUUUGAUUUAGAUGAUCAGUGGAGCAUACAGGGUUUAGAACGUGAUUAUAUUUGCAUGUGAAACCAGCCAGAAUAUUGUACAAGGCGACUUUAUUGCACAAGUUCACUGCAAGGCCCAUUGUGCCUUUAGCAAAGUUAACUGGAUAUCCCCCAUUAUCAGAGCUGAGCUCCUCCUUGGCUUGGCUCCACUCUGCAAGAGAGAUACAAAUCCCCUUGAAACACAAUGGUACAGGUCGUCUAGAGGGCUGAGGAAGGUGAUGAAGAUGAUGUGGGCAGGGGUCGUUGGCCCCUUGCCCUACAGUGGGGCACGCCCAGACUGUUGCCAUGAGGUGAUGAACGGGCGCUGUUUGGCUGCCACUCAAGCACCACCUUCUGCUGCGUCCUGGCCCUACGUAGUGUAAUGUAGAGCUGAUGGAAUGGGGUGUCAGCACUGCUGGGUGGAGCGAUGCUCAUCCUUCCAUCCACACUGUGCUGCUCCGCGGGGACACCCACCAAGCACGGGCACCGACCAGCCCUGCAGAGCCUGGUAGGCCUGGCCUGUCUGUGCAGGUGAGCACAGUUUAUUGAUAGGAAGCAACCAAGGAAGCAAACAUUUUAUAUCCUUUUUUUUUGUAUCCCUUUAAUUCCCUUUUUACUAGCUAAUGCUGUAACAGAAGCUGUUCAUAGUAUUGUAUGCAUGCCAACUGAUAAAGUAGUGUUUUUGUAUUCUUUUUCAGUUUUUGAUUCUCUUUGCUAGUAGUUUUUUCUUUUUACUCUCAUGGCAAAAAAAGAUUUUUUGUAGUGUUUGAA
Molecule: messenger RNA, 2976 nt
Organism: Myiozetetes cayanensis
Lineage: Eukaryota; Metazoa; Chordata; Aves; Passeriformes; Tyrannidae
Product: zinc finger protein 239-like
Exons: 2
Coding region: 84-797 (237 amino acids)
Biological process (GO): central nervous system development; regulation of transcription by RNA polymerase II
Cellular component (GO): nucleus
Molecular function (GO): RNA polymerase II cis-regulatory region sequence-specific DNA binding; DNA-binding transcription factor activity, RNA polymerase II-specific
Source: RefSeq, a predicted model, not a curated record